AUGUCAACUCUCAAUCCUACAGUGACUCAGAAACUAAUGUCAAAUGCCAAUCCUACAGACUCAGAAACUAAUGUCAACUGUCAAUCCUACAAGGAAACUAAUGUGAACUGUCAAUCCUACAGUGACUCAGAAACUAAUGUCAAUUGUCAAUCCUACAGUGACUCAGAAACUAAUGUCAACUGUCAAUCCUAUAGUUACUCAGAAACUAAUGUCAACUGUCAAUCCUACAGUGACUCGGAAACUAAUGUCAACUGUCAAUCCUACAGUGACUCAGAAACUAAUGUCAACUGUCAAUCCUACAGUGACUCAGAAACUGUCAACUGUCAAUCCUACAAGGAAACUAGUGUGAACUGUCAAUCCUACAGUGACUCAGAAACUAAUGUGAACUGUCAAUCCUACAGUGACUCAGAAACUAAUGUGAACUGUCAAUCCUACAGUGACUCAGAAACUAAUGUCAACUGUCAAUCCUACAGUGACUCAGAAACUGUCAACUGUCAAUCCUACAGUGACUCCGAAACUAAUGUCAAUUGUCAAUCCUACAGUGACUCCGAAACUAAUGUCAACUUUCAAUCCUACAGUGACUUAGAAACUAAUGUCAACUGUCAAUCCUACAGCAACUCAGAAACUGUCAACUGUCAAUCCUACAGUGACUCAGAAACUAAUGUCAACUGUCAAUCCUACAGUGACUCAGAAACUAAUGUGAACUGUCAAUCCUACAGUGACUCAGAAACUGUCAACUGUCAAUCCUACAGUUACUCAGAAACUAAUGUCAACUGUCAAUCCUACAGGGAUUGUCCACUAUUAUAUAUUAUUGCUAUCUGA
This is a messenger RNA of Ylistrum balloti, 822 nucleotides long. Its product is annotated as clumping factor B-like. The record is from RefSeq and is a predicted model, not a curated record. The coding region runs from base 1 to 822 and encodes 273 amino acids. The transcript has a single exon. Lineage: Eukaryota; Metazoa; Mollusca; Bivalvia; Pectinida; Pectinidae.